Spodoptera exigua (beet armyworm) is the source of this 1285-nucleotide messenger RNA. The record is from the annotation of a GenBank genome assembly. NCBI's taxonomy places the organism in Eukaryota, Metazoa, Arthropoda, Insecta, Lepidoptera, Noctuidae.
GGAACGUAAAUAUUGAACAAAUUAUAGUACAAACAUUCAUUCUUUGAACGAUACGAUACAUUUUGUCAUUGUCAUAUUUAUUAUUCCAAAGAAAGGAGUUUGUUGAAAAUAUUUUCAUUUCAUUUCUCUGUAACAAGUAGGGCGUUCUAACAUAGCAAAUAAAAUGAGUUUUGACCUAGCAAAUAGCGGCCAAGAAAGAGAAGAUCGGAAAUACUACGAUCGCAAUAAAGGAGACGAAUUGCAAAUAUCCAGAACAGAUAUGAACAUGUUGAUAAUGAAUUAUUUGGUAACAGAGGGAUUCAAAGAGGCAGCCAUUAAAUUUCAACAAGAGGCUGGACUGCAGGAACCAGCUCUAUGCAGUUCAUUGGAUGAAAGAAUCAUGAUCCGUGAAGCUGUUCAAACUGGUCGCAUCCCUGAUGCUAUUGCUAUGGUGAACGCUCUGCACCCGGAACUGUUGGAUAAUGACAGAUAUUUAUAUUUCCAUUUACAGCAAUUGCAACUCUUGGAGUUGAUUCGCGCGGGUCGGGCAGAAGAAGCUUUAGCGUUUGCUAGCGCGACACUCGCGGAGGCAGGUGCUAAUGAUCCAAAUGCUCUAACAGAGUUGGAGCGAUCGCUGGCACUGCUGGCCUUCCCCGACCCACACGCAUCACCUUUCGCAGACUUAUUACUGCCUUCACAUAGUCAAAAGAUCGCAAGUGAGCUGAACGCCGCGAUACUUAAGAUGGAAAACCAGGAGUACACCAACCCGAAGCUAUGCAGUCUUCUCCGUAUGAUCCUGUGGUCACAGAGCGAGCUCGACAAACAUAACAUCAAGUACCCUAAGAUGACCGAUCUCGCUAACGCCACCAUAGACAAGCCAAAAAUGUAUGGAGGUUUUCGACGAUUUUAGGCGUGGCCGGAGACUGAUCUACCGCUUCCACCGCUGAAGAUCGCAACGGAAUUAAACAGGAAAAUCAAACUGCAAGACAUAGUGAACUAGUAUUUUUAUCAAUCGUAACAUUAUAGAUGUUUUACGGGUUUGACGAAAAUAAAGUAAUAUUUAUGAGACGCUAAGUUUCGCGUAAAAUUGUAUUUUAUCUUUGAAUAAGGUAAAUUUAGAUAUAAAUGAAUAAAUAGAUCUUAAUUGUCUCAACUUUGUCAUGUGUGUAACUGAAUUAAGCACACCAUAACGUGUUUUUAUUUUCAUCACAGCGCAGAUUUCAUUUUAAUCCAUUGCAUUGUUUUAACAAACUAGACCCUAUUCACUCCAUUUUAAUUGGUUGUAAGUUUUAAAAUUGGACACGUA